AAAAGGAAAAUUUGCCUUUUCUGGUUCCUUCCUGGAAAGAUGGAAAGUGCUUUAGUAGGCUCCUGGCACAACAGUGGCUUCUACGGGCACUCUAGAGGCCAAGUCAAGAGUGAAAGUGCUGGAGGGUAUCGCCGUGCGGCCAAGCCCCAGCCCCCAGCAGCAUUCCUGCAGCGAUCUCAGGAACCAGCACAGCAACACUUCUUCUCCAAGCAUGACAACCGCACUUCCUAUGACAAAGGCCCUUACUGUCUGCUGCAGGGAACUGGAAGGCAGAAAGAUCUGAAGCGUCUGUGGCAGAGGCACACCUUCUUGCGCUGUGCACCCUGUGAGCUGGAGCUGAGCCAGCAGCAGCCCCUGAAAUCUUCCUACCAGUCUGAUUUCCAGUCAGGCUCAGGACUUGAUAGCCUUCCGCAGCACCAUGUUCACUUUGUGCAAAUCCAGCCUCCCUAUGUCAGUACUACCUACCAGCGAAAUUUCUGCCAAUCAUCCCUUGGUGGUCGCUGUGGCAGUGACAAGAUAGGGCCGCAAGUGCCUGUCACUGACACAAUGCCUGACCUCCCAGCAAUCCCAAGACCCAAGCUACUGCAGCACUACCUUCACCCUGGGGUCUGAGUGCCUACACUGGUCCUGAGCAUUAAACAAGGUCAGCUGACAUACAGCCUGCCUGUACUUGCAGCCCAAAAGGUCUCAGGAGCUAGUGUGCAGUGGUGGGCAGCCAGGCCCAGAGCCUGAUUCCCAUGGCACUUGAGUAUAUGGUCUCCACAUGCUGGGCUGUGGUGGCACUUCCAUGGGAGCAUUGCCACCAGGUGAGAAAGAGUAAGGCCUGGAAGAGACCCAGCAUCCAGAAGGGUUGCCCUGACCAACAAUAAGUAGGUCCAAACACUUCUCCACAACUUCAGCAAACAGCUGGAAACUCAGUGUAGCUGCAAGGAAAGCACAGCUAGCAGUUCUACUAGUGGGCACCAAAGGCUGGAGAAGCUGGGCACACACCUGUAAUCCCAGCUACUCAGGAGUCCAAGGGAAGAGGAUCACAAGUUCUAGGCCAGCCUGGGAAACUGAGGACCUGUCUCAAAAUAAUAAAAACAAGGGGCUGGGGGUGUCACUCUGUGACAGAGCAUUUACCUAGCAUGUCCAAGGUACUUGGUUUAAUCUCCAGGACAGAAUUUAAAUAACAAAAGUUAAAAAAGCUAGAUGAAGAGACAAAGGCUGACAGCUUCCUCUAGGAGGAGGCCUAGAGGAGUUCGGUGGGUAGCUACACAGACCUGCCUGGGAAAUGGCUCCCCACAGCUGACAGAGAGGGAGCCUUGGCUAUCACCUGCACUGAACCACCUCUCCCUUCAGCGGUGAGCAGAAGUCUUGAGAAGACACUGUAAUGCUGUGUGAUUUGGACCCAGAGGUUAUUCUAAACCUGUAGAGUUUUA
Molecule: messenger RNA, 1421 nt
Organism: Heterocephalus glaber (naked mole-rat)
Lineage: Eukaryota; Metazoa; Chordata; Mammalia; Rodentia; Bathyergidae
Gene: Cimip7
Product: ciliary microtubule inner protein 7
Source: RefSeq, a predicted model, not a curated record